AUGGGGCUCGGCCCCCAGUGGACAGCGGGAUUUGGCUCCGUGCUGCCUGUGGCUUUUCAGAUAAUAACCGGGUGUGCUUGGAUAGCUGUGGGACUGAAGAUCGUGGGCAGCCCAGAAUUCAAUUGCGCCACAUUAAAGGAGCGCUUGGAGCUUUUGGAAGAAGCGAAGAAGAUGGAGAUGGCCAAGUUCCGGUACAUCCUGCCUGUGUACGGCAUUUGCCGCGACCCCGUUGGCCUGGUCAUGGAGUUCAUGGAGACGGGCUCCCUGGAGAAGCUGCUGGCCUCCGAGCCGUUGCCGUGGGACCUGCGCUUCCGCAUCAUCCAUGAGACGGCGGUGGGCAUGAACUUCCUGCACUGCAUGUCCCCACCGCUGCUGCACCUGGACCUCAAGCCCGCAAACAUCCUGCUGGACGCGCACUACCACGUCAAGAUUUCUGACUUUGGGCUGGCCAAGUGCAACGGGCUGUCCCACUCACACGACCUCAGCAUGGACGGCCUGUUCGGGACCAUCGCCUACCUGCCUCCAGAGCGUAUCCGAGAGAAGAGCCGGCUCUUUGACACCAAGCACGACGUGUACAGCUUCGCCAUCGUGAUCUGGGGCGUGCUGACGCAGAAGAAGCCAUUUGCAGAUGAGAAAAACAUCCUGCACAUCAUGGUGAAGGUGGUGAAGGGCCACCGCCCGGAGCUGCCGCCCGUCUGCAGAGCCAGGCCGCGGGCCUGCAGCCACCUGCUGCGCCUCAUGCAGAGAUGCUGGCACGGGGACCCCCGCGAGCGGCCCACCUUCCAAGAAAUCACUUCGGAGACGGAGGACCUGUGUGAGAAACCCGACGAUGAGGUGAAAGAGGCAACUCAGGACCUGGAUGUAAAAGACCCUCCGGAGCCCAAGACGGAGGCGCCUGUGUCCACGCCCCUCAAGCGAGCCUCGGCCCCGGCCUUCGACAAGGACUACAGCCUCUCCGAGCUGCUGUCCCAGCUGGACUCCGGCAUCUCCCAGACGCUCGAGGGCCCGGACGAGCUCAGCCGCAGCUCCUCCGAAUCCAAACUCCCAUCGGCGGACAGCGGCAAGCGGCUGUCGGGCGUGUCCUCGGUCGAUUCUGCCUUCUCCUCCAGAGGGUCCUUGUCCCUGUCUUUCGAGCGGGAGCCUUCCACGGGCGAUCUUGGCACGACCGACGUCCAGAAGAGGAAGCUGGUGGAUGCCAUCGUGACCGGGGACACCAGCCGGCUGAUGAAGAUCCUGCAGCCGCAGGACGUGGACCUGGUGCUGGAGGGCGGCGCCAGCCUGCUGCACCUGGCCGUGGAGGCCGGGCAGGAGGAGUGCGUCAAGUGGCUCCUCCUCAACAACGCCAACCCCAACCUGACCAACAGGAAGGGCUCCACCCCGCUGCACCUGGCCGUGGAGAAGAGGGUGCGGGGCGUCGUGGAGCUCCUGCUGGCCCGGAAGAUCAGCGUCAACGCCACGGACGAGGACCAGUGGACGGCCCUGCACUUCGCGGCCCAGAAUGGGGACGAGUGCAGCACGCGGCUGCUGCUGGAGAAGAACGCCUCCAUCAACGAGGCCGACUGCGAGGGCCGCACGCCCAUGCACGUGGCCUGCCAGCACGGCCAGGAGAAGCUGCUGGUGGAGGAGAAGGCCAAUGUGCUGGCUCGGGGGCCCCGGAACCAGACGGCGCUGCACCUGGCUGCCGCCAGCGGGCACUCGGAGGUGGUGGAGGAGCUGGUCAGUGCUGACGUGCUCAACCUGUCCGAUGAGCAGGGGCUCAGCGCCUUGCACCUGGCCGCCCGGGGCAGACACGCCAAGACGGUGGAGACGCUGCUCAAGCACGGGGCGCACGUCAACCUGCAGAGCCUCAAGUUCCAGGGCAGCCACAGCCCCGCCGCCACGCUGCUUCGGCGAAGCAAGACCUAGUCUGCUGGCCUCGGAGACCGGGGCCCCGUGCGGGGUUUCUGUGCCGUUGUUGUGUUCCGCGGUGGGGACAGGCUGAUGCUGUGCGGGUCAGCAACCCUCACCUUGUUGAUGGGCUGGCGGCACUUUGACAGAACAGGCCAUCAAGAAGUGGCUCUUGAUUCGUGCUGGAGUCAGUGUGGGCGGGUUACCCUCCAAAUGAAGGUGUUCGAAGGUGCUGAUCCAUCCGCCCAUCAGUGUGCCGGUGUCAGAGGGACGAUGGGUUGAAAUCAUUUCGUUGUACUCUUGCUCGGGAGGUCGGCCAGCCUCAGGAUGAGGGGCGGGAGGAGCCGUGUCUUCCAUCUUCAUUUGCAGCAGCGGACGAGGCCACCUGUUUCAGAAGGCUUUCGUGGAAUCCUUGUUUUAUGGGACAUUGUCACUAGAUAACACAGUAUCAACUGUUGCUUUAAACUUUUGAAAAAAUGUUCAUGUCCUUAGGUGGUCCGGUCUGUGAGCAAUGUGUGUAAAGUGAUAAGGCUGGUGUCAAACAGCACCGUGGCCGUGCCCGCUCAGGAUGUUCUCAGCCGGGCCUUGUGGCGACCGCAUGCUUCCCAGCAGCUGAUUGCUCUCAUUCAUUUCCUGUUGCAUAAAGUGUGUUUCGAACUCUAGAGCCAAAUAGGCAAGAGUCAUUUAAAAAUUCACUUGUAACCUCAGUUUCGGACUCUAAACAGUAUUACCUGGUUGGAGGGACCACCGAGCUCGUCGGCCCCUUUCCAGCUCUGGUGUUCGGUCAGGUGGUCGUCUGUGGGGAGCGCUGCUGUUUUGGGGUCUCAGAGGGGCCUUCUGACCCUUUACAAACCUCUGAGCUGUGUGACCCCCAGGGCGGCUCCAGGAGACCCCCCGGCCCCCGUGGCUAUAAAGGAUGUGGUUAUCUGGCCUCUCGGUCAUUGUUCUGUGUGUGCCACGUGGUGCUCCCCCCCCCCCCCCCCGCCACAAUACUGUUAUUAGAGUGAAUUUGCUGCAGGAGGUGGUCCUGUGUGCAAACGUGCCUGUGGUGUGUGAUACAGAGAUUGAUAUUAAUAUACCAUGUAUGUUAAUGUGAGUCUGGGGGCUGGAUACUUCUUUUCUAUGACAGGAACUAUCCAGACUGCUCCGAGCUGGCUAUGUUUUAAUAUGCCUCGUGCUUUUACUGUACCGUUUGUGCUCCUGUUGUCCUGAUGUAAAUAAAGCUAAGUUCUUUUCUGCUUUUGUUGAA
Molecule: messenger RNA, 3136 nt
Organism: Myotis brandtii (Brandt's bat)
Lineage: Eukaryota; Metazoa; Chordata; Mammalia; Chiroptera; Vespertilionidae
Gene: RIPK4
Product: receptor-interacting serine-threonine kinase 4
Exons: 10
Coding region: 1-1905 (634 amino acids)
Biological process (GO): protein phosphorylation
Cellular component (GO): cytoplasm
Molecular function (GO): protein kinase activity; ATP binding; protein binding
Source: RefSeq, a predicted model, not a curated record